ACGACGCUCGCCUCGGACGCAACUCCUUGAACCAUUUAUGCUUCUUUAUGUGGUCAUGAUGCCAGAAGAUAUUAGAAAGGAUGAACUGGACACAUCCACGAGGCCAAGCAAGCGGCCAAGAAUGAUGGGCUUUGCGGACGGCUUCGUUAAAGAGAAAGCGUCGGUGAAGAUCUCCACACCGAAAUUCGUGUCUGCUUUCGACAGCCUUGGACCCUCCACAUCGGCAGGAACAUCCUCACGACUAAAACCCUCUGUUAAAACUCCGUCACGUCUGUCCAAUAUCUCUGUGCCUUCUCCCAAGUCACAAGCGAGUCAACUUCGUGACAAACCAGGGGACUCAUCAAGAAUGAGCAAGCUUAUUUCCGUGCGCGUCCUGAAACCACCAGCAUUUCCUGUUCCGCCUGCGAUUGAACGAACAGAAGAGGUCAGAACAACGAGAGAAAGUGGCACUAUCACGGCUCGAAGACCUGUGCUGACUGCUCCACGUAUAAGCUCAAGCAAGAAUCUGACAAGUAUUCAUCGUCUGCAGCCGCGCCCUAUCACCCCUCCCCGCGAAAAGAAGAAGAUUCUGACCGACCUUGCUCCGCCUCCCUUACCCGGAGCUGGGCCCGCCUCCGGUUCCUUGAAGUCAAUCUUUGACACCGCCGUCGCGCGCGCUACUGACUUUCGCUCAGAGAGUGGACAAGCCGAGGUGCUUUCAAUAUACCUGCAGCAGCAUGGACACGGAUUCGUGGAUCCACAUGAACGCGAGCUGCAGCGUGGUCUUGAACAGAGCCCCGAAAAAGCCUCGAAGCGUACCAAGGCGGCGAAGUAUGCGAGAGGUGGCCUAGCUCAGAGGGCAAGCGUGCAAUUCUCUCAUCGUCGGACGGCACUUUCCUUAUGGCAAUCGUCGUUGGAGCUGGAGAUGCGCUCUGGCAGGGCUCUAGUUCCCGACAUGCAUCUGCGUGUCACUUCAGUCAGAUACUCUGCGAACCCUGCCGACCAUCAACGCACGUCUCACGCGCCUUGCGUGGCUCUCGUCCGUUGUCGUGUGGUGUCUGCACGCAAAGAAGAGGAUGUCACUGUCAUGCUCAACUUCGAUGGCGUAGGAUCACGCGCGACGCCGUUCAACAAGGUAUCGGAGCUUCAGGAUGGCCGGGAAGUCUACGUGUGGCGACCUUGGAAUAGCAUAACGAUCCCGUCGGCUUUUUCACUUCCUGGAGGCACGGAAUGUGACAACAUCAUGUUCUGCUCCCGAUUCUGGCUCAAGCCGGCUUGACUCUGGCCUGAUUGUUUCCCGUGUCUCUAUGUUCUGUCCUGUUUCCUUGGAUCUAUACCGUGUCCGAUGUACUUGUAGCAUGUGGCAGCCGAUAAAUAGCAACUUUGCCAACGCUUCGGUCACGGUCACGUGCCCAGACUCAUCGCGUCCCCUGCGAUGCGGUGCACGUCCUUGAACUUUGUGCCACACGAGAGUCAAGGUGAUUUAUUGGCCCUCACCUGUGGAUAGACAAUUCUACAUUGUCUCGUUCCUCUCCCCCCAACGCAAAAAAGCAUUC
Laetiporus sulphureus 93-53 is the source of this 1535-nucleotide messenger RNA. RefSeq lists its product as uncharacterized. The transcript is spliced from 3 exons. NCBI's taxonomy places the organism in Eukaryota, Fungi, Basidiomycota, Agaricomycetes, Polyporales, Laetiporaceae. Bases 38 to 1258 code for a protein of 406 amino acids. The record is from RefSeq and is a predicted model, not a curated record.